GCGUGACACGCAACCCCCUGUGCUUGUCCCUGGCAGAGGAUGGCUACUCGCAUUACUCUCUGACUGUGCACGGCUGCCGGAUCGCUUUCCUUUACUGGCCACUGCUGGAAAGUGCAAGGCCUGUGAAAUUCCUCUGGAAGCUUGAGCAGGUCUGUGACGACGAGUGGCACCAUUAUGCCCUCAACCUGGAGUUCCCCACCGUCACGCUCUACGUGGAUGGCGUGUCUUACGACCCCGCUCUCAUCCACGACAACGGCCUCAUUCAACCCCCCCGGCAGGAGCCCUCGCUCAUGAUUGGAGCCUGCUGGGCCGAGGAGAAAAACAAAGAGAAAAUCAAAGGAAACGAGAACUCCACUGAUACUGUGCAAGGAGAUUCUCUGUCGAUCCACCACUACUUCCAUGGUUACUUGGCUGGCUUCACUGUGCGCCCUGGUAGCUUGGAGAGCCGGGAGGUUAUUGAAUGCCUGUAUGCGUGCCGUGAGGGGCUUGAUUACAGUGACUUCGACAGUCUGGGCAAAGGGAUGAAGGUGCAUGUGAACCCCUCUCAAUCCCUGCUCACCUUGGAGGGCGACGACGUGGAGACUUUCAACCACGCAAUCCAGCACGUGGCUUACAUGAAUUCCCUGCGCUUUGCCACCCCCGGCGUCCGGCCGCUCAGACUCACCACCACUGUCAAGUGUUUCAGCGAAGAGUCCUGUGUCUCCAUUCCCGACGUGGAAGGUUAUGUUGUGGUGCUACAGCCUGAUGCCCCCCAGAUCCUGUUGAGUGGCAAUGCCCACUUUGCUCAUCCUGCAUCAGACUUCGAGGCUCCCGACGGGGUCCCCCUGUUCCCCAACCUCCAGAUCACCUGCUCUAUUUCUCACCAGGUGGAGGCCAAGAAGGAUGAGAGUUGGCACGGUACCGUGACAGACACACGAAUGUCAGAUGAGAUUGUGCACAACCUGGAUGGCUGCGAGAUCUCACUGGUAGGAGAUGACUUAGACCCGGAGAGGGAGUAUCUGCUCCUGGACGGAGCGCUGCUGCAGCAGCGGGGCCUGGAGCUUGUCAACACCUCUGCCUACCUGACCAUCACAGGUGUGGAGAGCAUCGCAGUUUACGAGGAGAUACUGCGCCAGGUCUCGUACCACAUCAACCGCGAAGCUGCCCUGUACGAAAGGAAGUUUCACCUCUCCUGCACCGAGAUGAACGGACGCUACUCCAGCAACGAGUUUACUGUCGAGAUGAAUGUCCUCCACAACAUGAACCGGGCUGCUCACCCUAACCAUAUUCUGAGUUCCCAGCAGUUCGUGCACCGAGGCCAUCAUUUACUCCCGGAGUUAUCCGGGCACAGUUUGGCAAGCACCCAUAACAACCCGAUGGUCCCCAGUGCUGCCACUGUCAUCAUCGUGGUGUGCGUGGGCUUCCUGGCACUCAUGGUGAUCCUCGGCAUCCUGCGCAUCCACUCCCUGCACCGGCGGGGAGCGGGGCAAGAGGUCCCUGGGGCUGCGGAAGAGGGGCACACCGGCACCGGGGGCAAAGAGGGCGACAUGUUCUGGGACGACUCGGCCCUCACCAUCAUCGUGAACCCCAUGGAGUCCUACCAGAGCUGCCAGGAGAGAGCGGCGGAAAGCAGGGAGGGCAGAGCUGGUGAAUGCUUGGAGGAUGAAGAGGACAGCACCGACUCGGAGACCCCCGACUCGCCGGACAGCAAUGACGUAGGUGACCGACACAUCAUCGGCAAAGGCGACGGCCCUCACCGCUACUAG
Eurypyga helias (sunbittern) is the source of this 1745-nucleotide messenger RNA. It is a transcript of the gene CLSTN3, whose product is annotated as calsyntenin 3. Gene Ontology annotation, biological process: positive regulation of synapse assembly; positive regulation of synaptic transmission. The transcript is spliced from 11 exons. Gene Ontology annotation, molecular function: kinesin binding; amyloid-beta binding; X11-like protein binding. Gene Ontology annotation, cellular component: postsynaptic membrane; cell surface. Lineage: Eukaryota; Metazoa; Chordata; Aves; Eurypygiformes; Eurypygidae. The annotation marks the transcript as partial. The record is from RefSeq and is a predicted model, not a curated record.